UUCUACGUCAACUUGGCACCAUUGAUUACGUCACUGACAGCUGCUUGCAUGCAAAAGAAAAUAACAAAACCCAAUUUUGUUUAUUUUCUCAUCUUUCUUGUGAUUCCUAAUUCCUAAAUACAACCAUUUUCUUUUGUUUACAAAAUAGAAUUACAAUGGAAGAACAAUUAAUUGAAUUUGUUAGAAAACACAAUUGUUUAUAUGAUAAAUCAAAUCCACAGUACAAAAUAAUUCCCCUAAGAGACAAAAAGUUCGAAGAACUAUCAAAGAAACUAAACAUUCCAGCCUCAAAACUCAAAGCCCGAUGGAGAACUCUACGAGAUACCUUUCACAAAGAAAUUAAGGCAGAAAGUUUCGAUUGUACCUCAAGUACCAAAAAACAAUGGAAAUGGAUGGAACAUCUUAGGUUCCUACAAAACGUUAAUCAUUCCAAUUCAAGCACCCCGAUUCCAGCAAGAUUUUCUGGUCGAAAAAGACGAUUUGCCAACAUCACUGGAGAAGAAGACACAUCCAGAGAUGACUUAACUUUAUUGGGAGAUAAUUCAGAGACUAAUUUUACCGAUGAACGAACAUCGACAAUGUCAAUUGCUGAAAGCGACUCAAAAACAAAAUUUGAACAAACGAUAAAUGAGUCAAGGAUUCCAAUGCUAUUCAUUCCACCAACCACAGCGAUAACGCCGACUAUGACAAAUGGAAAUGGUACUUCUAUUGUACACUAUGAUGCCUCAACAAACACAAGGUCUGCAGUUCAACUAUUUUUUGAGAGUCUAGCAAAGCAAACAGAAGACGCUAAUAUUAGUGCGAGAAAAUUCGCUCAACUGCAAUUGAAACUUUUACAAGUUUUUAAUAAAGAAAUAUAUGAUAUAUGAAAUUAGAAAAAAUAAGAAAUAAAAUAAUUUA
Eupeodes corollae is the source of this 900-nucleotide messenger RNA. RefSeq lists its product as uncharacterized. Gene Ontology annotation, cellular component: transcription regulator complex; nucleus. The transcript has 3 exons. The record is from RefSeq and is a predicted model, not a curated record. Gene Ontology annotation, biological process: regulation of transcription by RNA polymerase II. Bases 156 to 869 code for a protein of 237 amino acids. Lineage: Eukaryota; Metazoa; Arthropoda; Insecta; Diptera; Syrphidae.